AUGGCUGCUUAUUCUUUUGGAACAUCUCAACAAAGACCACCCCCAAAAGUCGAAUCCGCUCCUGGAGUAGGGAACUACAACCCUGAUAGAUAUCCCCAUCAAAGGCCUCCUUCUUGGAAAAUUGGAACUGCCAAUCGAAUAGGCUAGUAAAUAGCAUAUCAACCUGGACCAGGCUAGUAUGAUGAACUUUAAAAAGCAAUCAAAAGGAAAAAGCCUGAAUUCUCAAUGGGAGCUAAAUUUUAAAAUCACACAGAAGUGGGCAAGGGAAUCACUCCUGGACCUGGUGCAUACAACCCGAAUUUUAAACCUUUGCAAAAGUGUGCUUCCAGUUAUAGCAUGAGGAACAAACCACUAUUAGGAGGAAUCGAUGACAAUCUAAGAGAACUCAAAAAUGGUCCUGGUCCUGCAGCAUACGAAACCAACUAUUCCACCAUUCUCAGCAGACCUGCUUCCAGAAUUGGCAAUCAAAAUAGAGGAGGCUUCUAUGAUACCAAACCCUUUAUUCCUGGAGUUGGUAAGUAUAAUAUGCGUCCUGCAACAUCGGGACCUUAUCAUAGAUUUGGAAAUGCCAUAAGGGAUUCUACAUUCACAGAAAGAGUCCAAACUCCAGGACCUGGAUAAUAUAUGCAUCAAUCUCAUCUGAAUCUCAAAGCUACUACUAUCAGUUCAAAGCGAAUGCCUACUGCAGCCGAUUCUGCUCCUGGUCCUGGACAUUAUGAUCCUUCAACUGAUUUCACCAAACGUUCAGUCCCUGGUGGAAGAGUGGGAACUGCCAAACAAAGAUAAGUCUUUGAUGCACAUUACACUCCAGGACCUGGACAUUAUUAGUCUUAGAGUGCAACCAAGAGAAGACCUCCCAGCCAUAAAAUUGGAUCAGAGUAGAGAAGGCUUGUCAAUUAACAAGAAGUUCCAGGUCCUGGAACCUAUGACAUCAGCAGAGAUGGAGGAAGCAAAGGAUAUACUCUUAGACCAAAAUACACUGAUAGAUUACCAGAUGGAACUCCAGGUCCCUUGGAUUACUAUCCAAAUGUCUCAUAAACCAAAUCCAGACCUAUGUCUUGCAGAGUUGGCACUGAAGCUAGAGAGAAAAGCAAACUCAACGAUAAUCCUGCUCCUAAUCAUUAUCAACUCAAUUAAACCAAUCCAGGACCAAAAUUCCCAUUCGGAUCGGAAUCAAGAGUGACUGAUAGAAAUGAUGUUGGACCAGGACCUGGGUAAUAUAACAUUCCACCUUAUUUUGCAAAUGUACCCAAUUACCUCAUCCCAAAUAAAAGUCAUUUAGAUUUGUGAUAUAUAUCUAUUAUAUAUGUAAUAUC
Paramecium tetraurelia is the source of this 1316-nucleotide messenger RNA. RefSeq lists its product as uncharacterized. The transcript has 6 exons. The record is from RefSeq and is a predicted model, not a curated record. Lineage: Eukaryota; Ciliophora; Oligohymenophorea; Peniculida; Parameciidae.